UUUAUUCUGACAUGUUCCUGUACUUAUAUUUUACUUACCACUAAUACUACCUGACAAAGCCAAUCCACCUGCAUGCUGAUGUUUGCUACUCCCUUUUAAAAUCUGCCUCAUUUGGCCAUGCGACGACUUACGUACGGUGAUAUCUAGGCUGUAAUGGUCACCCGUUUGUCCUAGAAUUGCAGCUCACGACGACCAACAAAUAAGACCAAAUUAACAACAUCAAACUAGUAGUACAAAUCAGAUUCAUAUGCCGACACACACACACACACACACACACACACACACACACACACAGCAUUUGAGAUCAAGGCAAACAGAGUCUACACCACUAGCCAUGGUGGAACUGGGUCUUACCUUGCGCAUCUUGCCGAUCCCUCUCCUCUCCGUCUCGCUCGCAGCCUCAGUCCUCUACUUGCUUCAACGGAGCCAUGGCCGCAAGAACCCAAAGAAGAGUAGCGGUAAGGCCAGCCGGCCACCUCUCCCUCCCGGCCCGCCGCCGCCGCUGUUCCUGGCCAAGCUUCUGUCGCUGAUGCGGCAACCACGCUUCGACAUCGGCCCGCUCCUCCGUGAGCUGCACGCGCGCCACGGGUCCGUCAUCUCCCUCCGCCUCCUCACCACCACCGUCUUCGUCGCCGACCGUCGCCUCGCGCACCGCGUCCUCGUCCGGGACGGCGCCGCCUUCGCGUACCGCCCGCCGCUCGUCGAGCCCAACCCGCUCUUCAACGCUGGCAACAUCAACUCCGCGCCCUACGGGCCCUACUGGCGCCUCGUCCGCCGCAACCUCGCCGCCGAGACGCUGCACCGCGCCCACCUCGGCCUCUUCGCGCCGGCGAGGCGGUGGGCGUGCGACGCCCUCGUUGCCAGCCUCCUCCGCGACACGUCCGAGUGCGUCGUCGUCACGGUCAGGCCGUUCUUGCGGCGCGCCAUGUCCGAUCUCCUCGCGUACAUGUGCUUCGGCGAGCGGCUUCCCCCGGACGUGCUCGACGAGAUCGACACGCUCGAGCGCCACGCGCUGCGCACCGCCACAUCCUUUCCGAUCUUCGCCAUCUUCCCGUCGAUUACAAAGAGGAUCUUUCGCAAGCGCUGGGCGGCACACGUCGCCGUGCGCCGGAGGCAGGAAGAGGUCUACGCUCAGCUCAUCCACGCCACGAGCGCCGCUGUCGCCGACGAAGACCAACCGCCGUGCUAUGCCAGGUCCCUCCUCGCGCUGCGGGUGGCCGACGACGGCGACCGGCCACUCACGGACGCCGAGAUGGUAAGCCUCUGCUCUGAGUUCCUCAACGCCGGGACAGACACAACGGUGACCCUGCUUGAGUGGAUCAUGGCCGAGCUGGUGAACCACCCGGACGUCCAGGCCAAGGUGUACGAGGAGGUGAUCAGAGCCAAGCGCGAGCUCGACGACGCCGUCAACAACCUCCAGGCGAUCCCAUACCUUAAAGCCGUCGUUCUCGAGGGUCUGCGCCUGCACCCGCCAGGCCACUACCUCGUCCCGCAUGCCGUGCGGAGCGACGCCGAGAUCAUCGGUGGCUAUACGGUGCCCAAAGGAGCGGAGGUGAACUUCAUGGUGGCGGAGAUCGGCCGCGACGAGUCGGUGUGGACGGCGGCGCGCGAGUUCCGGCCGGAGCGGUUCCUGGACGGCGGCGAGGGGAGCGGCGUGGACAUCACUGGUAGCCGGGAGAUCAAGAUGAUGCCUUUCGGUGCCGGCCGGAGGAUGUGCCCCGGGUACGCGCUGGGCAUGCACCAUGCCGAGUUCUUCGUGGGGAGCCUCGUCAGGGAGCUGGAGUGGCUGCCGGCGGCGGAGGGAGAGACCGUCAACAUGGAGGAGACCGUGGAUUUCACCACCGUCAUGAAGUACCCGCUCCGUGCGCGCAUCGUACCAAGAAACAAAUCCUACCUCACCUAGAACAAAAAUUUCCAGGAGACAAUAUGUGGCUGUGUGCUUCCAUCUUGUAGAUGCGAAGCAUGACAGACAGCUACUAAUAUAUAUAUAUAUAUAUCUCCAUA
Sorghum bicolor (sorghum) is the source of this 2004-nucleotide messenger RNA. Its product is annotated as cytochrome P450 89A2. Gene Ontology annotation, cellular component: membrane. Gene Ontology annotation, molecular function: oxidoreductase activity, acting on paired donors, with incorporation or reduction of molecular oxygen, NAD(P)H as one donor, and incorporation of one atom of oxygen; heme binding; iron ion binding. Bases 248 to 1903 code for a protein of 551 amino acids. The transcript has a single exon. NCBI's taxonomy places the organism in Eukaryota, Viridiplantae, Streptophyta, Magnoliopsida, Poales, Poaceae. The record is from RefSeq and is a predicted model, not a curated record.